This is a messenger RNA of Punctularia strigosozonata HHB-11173 SS5, 1390 nucleotides long. RefSeq names its product cytochrome P450. Bases 1 to 1230 code for a protein of 409 amino acids. The transcript has 12 exons. Lineage: Eukaryota; Fungi; Basidiomycota; Agaricomycetes; Corticiales; Punctulariaceae. Gene Ontology annotation, molecular function: heme binding; iron ion binding; oxidoreductase activity, acting on paired donors, with incorporation or reduction of molecular oxygen. The record is from RefSeq and is a predicted model, not a curated record.
AUGACUGAAUGGUCUCCAUUCACUUUCAGGUGCGACUUCAGCUGGAAUCCCGGGUUCUUGCCCUAUGGGGACGCCUUCCAGAAUUACCGCAAGGUGAUGCAUCGAUACGUUGGGCCGGGAGCGGCUGCGAUGCGACAACCGAAGCAACGCAAAGGCGUUCACGACCUUCUACGACGACUAGUAACGAGUCCAGAUGAUUUAUAUUCUCACAUAAGAUUUACUACAGCUAGUCAAGUACUCUCGAUUGCAUAUGGUAUCGAUGCUAAACGCGAGGACGAUCCCUACAUCUCUGUAGUCGAGCGCGGAAACAACGCUUUUCUAUCAGCUAUACAGCCCGGGCAUUGGCUCGUGGACGCUUUCCCACUUCUGAGACAUGUCCCCGAUUGGGUCCCCGGCGCGGAAUUCAAACGGCUGGCCAAGGCAUGGCGAAAGUGCUCGCACGAUUGGCGCGAGAUCCCGUUCAUGGCUGCGAAAAGAGCAGGCCUCUAUUCGAUUAGCGUUAGCGCAGUAUCCUUGUACCUCGAUUCACUCGGCGAAAAGGCCGAUUUGCCUGAAAACCAUGACUUUAUAAAAGGCAUAUCUGCUUUGAUGUACGCAGCCGCGGUCGAUACGACGGCCGCGACGAUAGAAUGCUUCUUCUACGAAAUGCUACGAAAUCCUCAUGUACAAAAACAAGCACAGCAAGAGCUCGACAGCGUCCUCCACGGUCGCUUGCCGGACUUCACAGAUUGUGCGACGCUCCCUUAUACACGCGCCCUCGUGGCGGAACUUUUGCGAUGCCAACCCGUCGCCCCGAUAGGUCUGCCUCGCGAAAUUCGCGACGACGACGUGUAUAUGGGGUAUUACAUGCCGAAGGGCUCUGUCGUAAUAGGCAACGUAUGGGCUCUAACGCACGAUGAACGCGUGUACCCAGACCCGUACGCAUUCAAACCAGAGCGCUUCCUUGACGAGAAGGGACAACUGCGUCCGGGCAUGACGGAACCCGCGGGCGCGUGGGGAUUCGGUCGUCGGGCAUGUCCCGGGCGGUUUCUCGCGCUCGACACGAUCUUCCUCACGGUCGCGACCGUGCUUACCACCUUCGACAUCUUGGCGCAACCGGGUCAGGUAUUCACUCUCGACGACGAUUUCGAGACCACUGGCGUCACUCGGCAUCCGAAACCGUUCAAGUGCGAGAUACGGCCAAGGUCUGCGGCGCAUGCGCGCACGGCGAUGGCGACUGCUGAGGAGUAGGCCUUCGUGUAUUUCCCUGCCUCAUGAUCAUGCCUGUUAUUUCACCUGCGCAUUCAACUUCGUUCACGCAGAAGUCCGAUCUUAUACUACCUUUUCUGCCAUAAUUCCAAUGCAAUGCUGUAUCCAUACCCUAUCUGUCUGGAAUAUACCUUAUCUGAAU